UAUUUGUUUCAAUAAAGGGUUGGAUUCAUGAGGUUCUAUCUAUCAUCUAUGGGAGGUGCUACAGCUGUUUCGAGAAUGAAGUUUAAUAUUGAUAAAAAUAGUCAGCCAAUCUGAAAAGAUAGAACCAGUAACAUGAUGGGAGAUGAUGCAAUCAAAAGGCUGUUUUAGCUAAAUGUUGAUAUGGACAAAGUGGAUCUGCAAAAGGGGAGUCCCCCUUGGGUGUAUCAAAAUAGAAAAAAGGCAGAAAAGCGAUGACUUUGUUGUUGUAAUAAGAAGGGUUAGGAAAGGCUGGCAAGUUAGUGCAUUUGGAUAAUAUUUCUGAAUGGUCUAAUGGGGGGAGGUAAAUUGGUUUUGGUUUCUUUCAUUUGCUUUUGAGUUACUACCAAACCCCAUUAAUUUAAUUUAAUAAGAGCAGCUUUACCUUUCUUUUAACUGCCAAAAAACAGUUUCCCUGCUUUAUCAAACAAAGGAAAAUGAAAGGUGUGCUUAAGUUAGGUAGGAAUUUGAGAAGGAGAAAGUUACGGUCUUGUGGGGUAUAGUAAACAUUGUAACAUUGACAAGCCGAUGAAAAAAUCGUCCUUCAAAUCCGCUUUAUACCCGUGGGCACUUGUUUGGUUGUUGGUGUGAUAUAUAAUCUUUGUAAAUGUAACUAUCGUUGAAUCACGUGAUUGUGCUUUCUUGUUGCCAUCCAUCAAGAUUCUCUUAUUUUAUUCCCUUCUCUUUCCCCUGUAGAAAUUGGUUGGAAACUCUUUUGCAUUUGCGUGUAUAUAUAUGUUUUUAUGUUACAGUUAUACAUUGGUUUUUCCUGUUUGUUUUUAUCUUCUUUUUCUUUGUGCUUUAUGGGUUAAUACUGUCUGAGGGUUCAAAGUUUGGUCUUUUUGAUUGAACACUAAUUAGAAACAGUGAAGUAUCAGUUUCUUCCACUAUACAUCAACCAAAAAACAGAAAAAGAAAAAAUUAUUUUUAUAUAAAAGAAAUGGAAAGGAAAUAAAUGAGGGUCCUUCUGCAUUUAAGAGUUCUGUCUGAUAAUUCUAGUGUAGUUGAGCUUCAACCCCUUUUAAGGUUCCAUAAAUUUUCUAGUAAUUGGAAUCUGGGGUGUCAUUUGGCUACAUGUUCUUUCUUUUUAUGAGAUUUUAAAGAUGUACUUAGUUUUCUAAAAGUUUGGUGAGUGAUGUUAUAGAGGUAUGGAAGCCAUGUGGGUGAAUGUGACAUGCUUUUUAUCUCCUCUAUUUGCGGGUGCAUAAAGUAGGGAUAUGCGUGGAUAUCCUUGGAAAUUUCAUCUUCAAAGUGCAUUGGUUUAUUUUAUUCUUUCUUUCAAAUUCUUGGUGUUGGAUUGUGCCACUUAAGUUUGGCAUAUGUUUCAGUGUUAAUUUGCAGCUAAUUGUGCUCACUUGCAAGAAACUCAGGCUGAAGAUUGAGGCAAAAUUGUCAUGGAUCUUGAGUUUGGAAGGUCCUUGGAUACUUCAAAGGAUUCUUGGAAGACCACAUUGCUUUUAGCAUACCAAAGCCUUGGUGUGGUUUAUGGGGACCUGAGUACUUCCCCUCUUUAUGUCUACAAGAGCACAUUUGCUGAAGACAUUCAACAUUCAGAAUCAAAUGAAGAGAUUUAUGGUGUUCUAUCUUUUGUCUUCUGGACUCUUACUUUAGUCCCCUUAUUCAAGUACGUGUUUGUGGUUCUUCGAGCAGAUGAUAAUGGACAGGGAGGUACUUUUGCAUUAUAUUCUCUGAUAUGCCGACAUGCAAAACUUAGUCUUCUGCCCAACAGACAGGUUGCUGAUGAAGCACUCUCUACAUAUAAACUUGAGCACCCUCCAGAGAAAAAAAGCAGCUCAAGAGUAAAAAUGUACCUUGAGAAGCACAAGGUCUUGCACACUGCUUUACUAAUCUUGGUUCUCCUUGGUACUUGUAUGGUAAUUGGAGAUGGAGUUCUCACCCCAGCUAUUUCUGUUUUCUCUGCUGUGUCUGGCCUCGAGUUAUCCAUGUCCAAGGAACAUCACCAGUAUGCAGUUAUGCCAAUCACUUGCUUCAUUUUGGUGUGUCUUUUUGCACUUCAACACUAUGGUACACAUCGGGUCGGAUUUUUCUUUGCUCCAGUUGUGUUAACAUGGCUACUAUGCAUAAGUGCCCUUGGCUUAUAUAAUAUAAUCCACUGGAACCCACAUGUCUAUCAAGCUCUUUCUCCCUAUUACAUGUUCAAGUUCUUGAAGAAGACAAGGAAAGGUGGAUGGAUGUCUUUAGGAGGCAUACUGCUCUGCAUAACAGGCUCUGAGGCAAUGUUUGCUGAUCUUGGUCACUUCUCUUAUGCUGCAAUUCAGACUGCUUUUACCUUUCUGGUUUAUCCAGCCCUUAUAUUGGCAUAUAUGGGCCAAGCUGCUUACUUGUCUCAACAUCACGAUACGAGUUACAAGAUCAGUUUCUAUGUCUCAGUUCCAGAAAGUGUGAGGUGGCCUGUGCUAGUAGUAGCAAUUCUUGCUUCCGUUGUGGGAAGCCAAGCAAUCAUUAGUGGAACAUUCUCAAUCAUCAAUCAGAGCCAAUCACUUGGUUGUUUUCCUAGAGUCAAGGUUAUUCACACCUCUGACAAGAUACAUGGCCAGAUUUAUAUACCUGAAAUCAAUUGGGUGCUCAUGAUCCUCUGCAUUGCUGUGACCAUUGGAUUUAGAGACAUAAAACACAUGGGGAAUGCAUCAGGGUUGGCAGUGAUGACUGUGAUGUUGGUGACGACAUGCCUCACCUCCCUAGUUAUUAUCCUCUGUUGGCACAAACCUCCAAUUGUAGCUCUUUCCUUUCUUCUUUUCUUUGGUUCUAUUGAGUUGCUUUACUUUUCAGCUUCACUCACCAAGUUCACAGAAGGUGCUUGGCUCCCUAUACUCUUGGCCCUUUUCCUCAUGACAAUCAUGUUUGUAUGGCAUUAUGCCACCAUCAAGAAAUAUGAAUUUGAUCUCCACAAUAAGGUAUCACUAGAAUGGCUAUUAGCAUUGGGUCCAAGCUUAGGAAUUGCUCGAGUACCGGGUAUCGGCUUAGUUUUUACUGAUCUCACCUCAGGAAUCCCUGCUAACUUUUCUCGUUUUGUCACCAACCUUCCUGCCUUCCACCGCGUCCUGGUCUUUGUGUGUGUGAAAUCAGUACCUGUCCCCUUUGUGCCCCCGGCUGAGCGUUAUCUUGUGGGCCGUGUUGGUCCUGCCACUCAUCGUUCUUAUAGGUGCAUUGUUCGUUAUGGAUACCGAGAUGUACACCAGGAUGUAGAUUCUUUUGAAUCAGAGCUAGUUGCCAGAUUGGCUGAUUUCAUCCGCUAUGAUUGGCUUCGGAGCCAGCACACUAAUCCCUGUACUGAGGAUGACUCUAAUGAAUCAACGAGUGAAUGCAGAUUAGCUGUGAUUGGGACAUUGGCAUUUUCUGGCACACCAGCUUUUGAGAUUGAGGAAAGUGUGCAACCAGCAAGUGUAUCUGUUGGAUUCUCAACAGUAGAGAGUGUAACAGAUGUUAUCGAGAUGGAGCCUGUGCGUGCUGUUGAAAAAAGAGUUAGAUUUGCCAUUGACGAUGAUGAUGAUGACUCCGAAUCUGAUGUGCGGACUGAUAUGGAGGUGAAGUUACGAGAAGAGCUUGAAGAUCUAUUGGCAGCCCAAGAAGCUGGGACUGCAUUCAUACUAGGGCACUCACAUGUUCGAGCAAAGCAAGGAUCUUCUGUUUUAAAGAGAUUGGCCAUCAAUUUUGGGUACAAUUUCUUGAGAAGGAAUUGCAGGGGACCAGAUGUGGCACUUAAGGUGCCACCAGUAUCUUUGUUAGAGGUUGGCAUGGUUUAUGUGGUGUAAGCUUCUAACUAA
Molecule: messenger RNA, 3821 nt
Organism: Durio zibethinus
Lineage: Eukaryota; Viridiplantae; Streptophyta; Magnoliopsida; Malvales; Malvaceae
Source: RefSeq, a predicted model, not a curated record